AUGAGAGGAAUUCUCAGAUACUCUGAAGAUAUAUCCGUAAUAUGUGCGUUUAAUACGACAUCUCCGGAGUUAAAUGUAGAAGUCGAAAAAUAUAUUGAUAACGUCUUUAAUAAUGACGAAAAGAAAUAUGAAAUUGUGGCCUUAGAAAUUCACGAUGAACCCUUCCAAAUAUAUAUCGUAAAAAAGUACUUCUUGACUU
Messenger RNA from Acaulospora morrowiae, 199 nucleotides. The record is from the annotation of a GenBank genome assembly. NCBI's taxonomy places the organism in Eukaryota, Fungi, Glomeromycota, Glomeromycetes, Diversisporales, Acaulosporaceae.